Molecule: messenger RNA, 2095 nt
Organism: Gastrolobium bilobum
Lineage: Eukaryota; Viridiplantae; Streptophyta; Magnoliopsida; Fabales; Fabaceae
Product: WPP domain-interacting protein 2-like
Exons: 3
Coding region: 115-1872 (585 amino acids)
Source: RefSeq, a predicted model, not a curated record
CCCGUCUCAGCCUAUAAAACUGCAAAUCCAUCGAAAUCCCAAAAUUUAGGGUUUCCAUGUCCAAUACAAGGGCUUCAUUUAUGAAGAUUUAGCAAAAAAGAGUUGAAAUUGGUUAUGGAUUUGGGAAGUGAAUCUGUGGAAGAAAAUGAAGUGAAUCAUGAUGGAAAUGAAAACGGGACUAAGGAUGGUGAUUCUAUUGGUGAUGAGAAAUUUGGGUUAGGCUUCGAUGGAAAUCAGGAUCAAAAGGGAACGGUUGAUGAAGUAAGUAGUGAGGAAGCUGUGAAUUCCAAAGGAACACCAAAAAAGGGGUUUGGGUUGAAGAAAUGGAAGAGAAUCAGGAGGAAUGUUGUUAAAGAUCCAAAUUCGAGUGUUGAUGAUUCAGGAAAGAUAUUAAAGCGAGGGCUGUCUGGCACUGGCAAUGGAAAUUUGAGUGAAAACCAACCUUUUCCGCGUGGUGUUAAGGAAAAAAGUGAUGGAUCUUUGAAUAUGUUUGGGAAUUCAGUGUUUUCUGAUGGCUAUGCUGUCCCUGGUUCCAGUUCGGAUUCCAGAUAUGCACUUGGAUCUGGUUUUGUUGUUGGGACUGAUUCUGAGAAUAGCGAGGAUCGGAGUAGCAAGUCUUCUACAGCAGCUAGUGAGCCGAAGUUAAGGCAUGAGAAAAGUCGUAGUAAGAAUAUGAGUUCGAAGAAUUUAGCUAACUCGGCUCAAUGGGUUCAACAGGGAAAGGGACGGAUUGAAAGCAGUAAGAAACCUGGAGGAGGUGGCAGAGUUAAAGUUGAGAAGGAAAAUUCUCUUUCUAGUAUAGAAUCUGAUUCAAGAAGCUCCAACUUUAAGCAAGGUAUCUAUGCAGUUACUAGUAAUGGAGAACAUAGUGGUAGGCCAAAUGUUUACAGUGGAGGCAAAAGUGGUGAAGCUAACACUAGCAUACAUUUCACUGAGGGAGUUCAAGCCGGUUAUGGCAAUGAAAACAUUGGUGAAGAUGAAGAUCUUCUACCAGAGAAUUUAGCUACAAAAUUGCCUUGGGAUGUUCAAGAAGAAAAAAGUGAGAACAACCAAUAUUCGACCAUUGAAGAUCCUUUAGUUGAGUGUAUUAGUAGCCUUCAGGCUAUCCAGGAGGCACUUGAAGAAGAAGUCCAGAAAUUCAGGGAGAUUGGGAUUGAAGUUGUCUCACUAGAUGAUAACUCAUGUAGCACUGCAUCUGCUGGUAUCAAUGCUGUUGAUCUUGGACUUAAUAUGUCAUGUUUGUCAGGUCAGUCUGGUGAGGAAGAAUUUAAACAAACUGCUUCAAGUUCCUUGGAACUUCAGGUGUUGAGCUUGACACGAAGUGUAAAUAUUUUGGAAAGCAAGCUGGAGGAAUUACAGGGUAUACAUACUCUGAAGGAUUCCAGGAUUGCUGAGCUUGAAACAGCCCUGAGUAGUGGUAAGUUUCCUAAGGAAGAAUCUGCUAGCACCAUAGAUGGUUCAUUGGAGGAAAAAUGUAAAGAGGUAGAAUCUGAGCUUGAGGGCUUUUUUAGGCAAAAAAUUGAAGCUGAGAUUGAAUGCCUAGCCAUCACAAAGGUGAUGCAGAACUUGAAGGUUGGGGCAGGUUUUCAACUUACAUUAUUGGAAGAACAAGAAAAACUGUCCGAAAAUCAAGCGCAGGUUCUCGACAAGCUCGUAGAGGCAGAGAGUAAGGCUUCAGUGCUGAAGGACAAAGCAGAAGAGUUGGAAAAAUAUUGUGGUGAUAGUUUAGUAGUUGAGGAGUCUUUUGUGCUGCAGAAGAGAGUAUUUAAGGUGACAUUUUGUCUUUUCGUACAAUUCAUGUUGUUAAUCUUGUUCUUUUGGCUUUUUGUGUCCCAGUUAUCACUCAAUUCUGGGGUGGUUGUACCCACAUAAGUCUGCAAAAUUAGGUUCAUUUUGUCUCUUUUCUGAUAUUUGAAUGUAAAAUUUAUUUGUUAUAUAAACUGACCCUUCUGUCUCUGGGUAGGGGGAGAAUGUGUAUUUGCUCUCCUUGUUUUAAUAUCAUUUUUGAGAUAGUUAGCCUGUUUUAAAAUACUCGGUGGGCUAGAUAUAAUUGAAGUGUUUAGGGUUGUCUGUUGACUAAAUUUAGGGUUCAUUC